Rosa chinensis is the source of this 1335-nucleotide messenger RNA. RefSeq names its product chitinase-like protein 2. NCBI's taxonomy places the organism in Eukaryota, Viridiplantae, Streptophyta, Magnoliopsida, Rosales, Rosaceae. Gene Ontology annotation, biological process: carbohydrate metabolic process; cell wall macromolecule catabolic process; chitin catabolic process. The coding region runs from base 55 to 1026 and encodes 323 amino acids. Gene Ontology annotation, molecular function: chitinase activity. The record is from RefSeq and is a predicted model, not a curated record. The transcript has 3 exons.
UCUUCAUCCCACAACACAAACUCAUUCCUCUUUGUAAUUCCCAUCCUUCCCAAAAUGGAGGCCAAGUGGAUUCUUGUUCUUUUCUCAAUCAUCCUCGUAGUGCAAAAUGUGAAUGGUGAAGAUGAGUCAUUAUCAUCGUCUGUGAAGCCAUUGGUGAAGGUAGUAAAGGGCAAGAAGCUGUGUGACAAGGGUUGGGAGUGUAAGGGAUGGUCUGCUUAUUGUUGUAACCAAACCAUUUCAGACUAUUUUCAGUCUUACCAAUUUGAGGACCUUUUCUCUAAGCGCAACUCGCCUGUGGCGCAUGCGGUGGAUUUCUGGGACUACCAUUCUUUCAUUACUGCUGCCGCUCAGUACCAGCCUCAUGGCUUUGGUACCACAGGAGGCAAGUUCCAGGGGAUGAAGGAAGUUGCGGCUUUUCUUGGCCAUGUUGGCAGCAAAACUUCAUGUGGAUAUGGGGUAGCUACAGGAGGACCAUUGGCUUGGGGUCUAUGCUACAACAAGGAGAUGAGUCCUGACAAGUUAUACUGUGAUGACUAUUUCAAAUACACUUAUCCUUGUGCUCCUGGAGCUUCAUACCACGGCCGUGGUGCCUUGCCACUCUACUGGAACUACAACUAUGGAGAAGCAGGAGAAGCCCUGAAGGUGGACUUGUUGAACCAUCCAGAAUAUAUAGAACAGAAUGCUACUCUGGCCUUUCAGGCUGCAAUUUGGAGGUGGAUGACUCCAGUGAAGAAGAACCAGCCUUCAGCCCAUGAAGUCUUUGUUGGAAAGUGGAAACCUACCAAGAAUGACACAUUGGCCAAAAGGGUUCCUGGAUUUGGCACAACCAUAAAUGUUCUCUAUGGGGAUCAAGCUUGUGGUCAAGGUGAUGUUGACUCCAUGAACAACCCUAUCUCGCAUUACCUGUAUUACCUUGAUCUUAUUGGUGUUGGCCGAGAAGAGGCAGGUCCUCAUGAUGUGCUCAGCUGCGCUGAGCAAGAACCUUUCGAGCGUUCCUCUUCUACUUCAUCAUCUUCAUCUUCUUGAACCUCAUUUGUCGAGCUAAUCCCCUGAAAAUGCAUAUCAAUAAGGACGGCAUGUGUUUUGUUUUGAGAAUAUAUGCAUUAAAGAGCAAGGAAUUAGGGGAGGAAAAAAAAGUCAGAUUUUAUAGUCACUCUUAUCUUUGUGUGAAGUUGUUGUAAACUGCCAUUUGUUAUAACUAUGUAAGUUUUGUGAUUUCUGGUCUUUACAUUCUAAACUUGAUAUGCAAUUCUUCAGUUUGAAUUGUAUGAACCAUGCUAUUGUUGUAUAUAUGCACAUUAUAUAUUGAUGAAUCUUAUGAGCCUUGUUGAGAUA